AUGAUUUUCUUUUGCCUCGGUGUUUCUAUGCUGGGGGUCAUACUAAGCAAGCCGGCUUGCGCGGCCGAAACUCCUUGCUCGGAUGGGCAGCUGUGCCCUCCGCAGUGGGAUUGCUGCGACGAAGGUUGUUGCGCGCGCGCAACGGUCACCCCUCGACACGUGCCGAGCGAUCCCUUGAAAGAGGUCUUCGAUAACUCCUGGUAUUCACAAUGGCAGGUGCUGUUCCUCCUAGGCACAUUGGCGGGGAUCGUAAUCUGCUGCAUAUGGUGCCUGCUGUACCGGCGCCCAGCUGGGAUCUACAUGUGCUCCUUCGCUUGCUGCAUCCCUCGACACCGCUCCGACCGCGACUCCGCCGGCUCCGUGUACCCUCCCCCGCGCUACAGUCGCUGCGGAUCCAUACACCAGGCGCCUCCACCGUAUUCUGAAGUUACGUCCAAACCCGACCUCUACCCGCUCGUUAUUACGUGCGGCGAGGGGGACGGGAAAGCCGGAGGAAGCUAUCUUAUGGUUCACUACUUUAGAAACUAUGUAAUUCGCGCACCAGGUUCACUAUCAGCUACAAGUACUGCAGAGUCCCUUAAUUCUAGUUAUAUAUGUAACGCAGCAAACGAGGCCAACUCCGCAGUCCCGCCGCCGUACUCGUGCGCCAGCUCGCUGGGCGGCGGCGCGCUGCGCUCGCUGUCGUCGCUGGCGGAGCCGCGCCGCGACCGCGCGCCCGCCUCGCCGGAUCAAAAUUAUGACCUAGAAUUGGAGCUCAUAGACUGUGAGCUCUACUGUGACGGAGGCUGCAAGCCGCGCCUCGGCUCCUCGCCUCCACCGCGCCACGCCUCCCCCGGCGGCGACGACCCCUACUGUGAACGUGCCGCGUAUCUCAGACACCUCUUCCUAACCUCCCCCGACACCCCCGGUGGCUGCGAGUCCCCUCCACAACCCACAAGCCCGACGCAAUCCAGGGAGUCGACCCUUCGCAGACAGAUCGAUGAAAGAUGCCAAAGGAGACAUGACCUCUUCAGAAAAACGACAAGAACGAGAAAAUCGAGUCUGUAUAUACCACUAUCAAAAAUACCUCCUGGAACUAGGAAAUUACUGACGAGGUCAGCGCCAGCUACACCAAGCGGUGCCCUAGUACCCAAUAUACUCAACUUCACACAAAGGGUUUCAGCGUCGAGACUCAGUUCGAGAUCAUCUCGGUUGGAGGAGGAAAACAACCCAUUGUUGGCUGACGUGGAGUCCGCAGCCGAAGAUCAUAAAUUCUAAACAACUUUGCUGCGUUACAUACGAAUAGCAAAUAAAUUAAUGAGUGUUUCGAAAUAGAUGUUCGUGACUCUUCCCUUUAUAACGGCCUAGUUCCGUAUACCCGACCAGUCGAAGGCGUGUGAUGGAUCAUCCAAAUCUCAAUGUUGUGAUUGUUUAUAAUAUGCUCUAUCGCGAACAUCCGCGACGUAGCUAGCUAAAUGUUAUUCAAUUAUAUUACCUAGAUGUAAGAAACGAGCUUGUUGGACCAUUGUUCACUUGCUUUCUAUAAUUAUAUUAUAUGUCAAAUUAG
Melitaea cinxia (Glanville fritillary) is the source of this 1546-nucleotide messenger RNA. RefSeq lists its product as uncharacterized. Bases 1 to 1257 code for a protein of 418 amino acids. The transcript is spliced from 7 exons. The record is from RefSeq and is a predicted model, not a curated record. Gene Ontology annotation, cellular component: cytoplasmic vesicle membrane. NCBI's taxonomy places the organism in Eukaryota, Metazoa, Arthropoda, Insecta, Lepidoptera, Nymphalidae.